Molecule: messenger RNA, 1397 nt
Organism: Drosophila serrata
Lineage: Eukaryota; Metazoa; Arthropoda; Insecta; Diptera; Drosophilidae
Cellular component (GO): nucleus
Molecular function (GO): zinc ion binding
Source: RefSeq, a predicted model, not a curated record
CGUAUUUGUUUACAUUCUUGAAAUUGGCAAUAAUAGAAUAAUAUAAUAAAUUAAUCACACCUUGGGACACAAUGUUGCGAAACCUAACCCGGGAUACCGCCAGAGAGCAUUGCCGCACCUGUCUGCUCAAGCUGGACGGAGGGCACGGCGCAGAAGGCUUCCAAUCAGACGAGGUUCCAAUCAGCCCGGAGCUGCAACAGUUGCUUCAUAUAAAUCUUUUGCUGGACCAAAAGAAUGCAGAGGAGGAACAGCCGUGGUGGCCUCGGGAACUUUGCCCGGAAUGCCUCGACUUGAUCCAAAAGUUCGAGUGGUUCCGCACCAGAGCGGAAGAAUGCCACCAACGGUUGCUGCAGAUCUUCAAAAAGGAGGCGGAUGAGGAGCAAGAGCCGUCUUUCGAGGUGGUUUACGAGGAUCUAGACACUCUGAACCACAACCAGGAGUCGCUGCACAGCCUGGAGCCACCGGAGCCCGAUCCUGAUCCCGAUCCCAUAGAUGAGCCAGCCGCAAAGCCCAAUAAGUGCGCAAGAAGUGCGAGAAACAGCCUCAAGUGCCCGGUGUGCCAGCACAGCUUUGCCCACCAACUCACCCUGGCGGCCCACAUCCGGAAGGUGCACGAGGGUAGCAAGCGACCCUUCCAGUGCGAUCAAUGCGAGAAGGCCUACAGCUUCAUGGGUGGCCUGUACACACACAUUCGCGAGGUGCACACGCCACUGGAGCGGCGGCAUCCCUGCGACCAGCCGGGCUGCGAACGGGUCUACACCAGUCGCAUAGCCAUGCAGAAGCACAAGCGGUUGAAGCACAGUCCGCGGGAGCGGGACAGCGUUCCGCGCAAGUUCAUCUGCGAGCAGUGUGGCGCCAGCUUCAAUCAGUCGGCCAAUCUCAAGUAUCAUCGCCGAACAAAGCAUCCGACGGAGGACGAACUGGCGGCCAAGGAAGGCGGCAGCGGGGAACGUCACUACUGCGACAUCUGUCAGAAAGAGUUCCAUUCGCGCUACACUCUGCGCUAUCACACGCUACAGCAGCAUGCCACCGCUAACGAGGAUGGGAGCCGCCAGGACGUGCUGCCGCAUGAGUGCCAGGUCUGCGGACGCCGGAUGGCGAAAAAGUUCAUGCUACUGCAGCACAUGCUGAUGCAUUCCAGCGACAAGCUGCCCUGCGAGCACUGCGGUCGACGUUUCGCCCGUCGCUUCGAACUGGAGGCCCACGUUCGGGCGGUCCACCUCAAGCUCAAGCCCUUCGCCUGCCGCCACUGUCCGGAGAGCUUUGCAUCCCGCAAAACGCUGCGACACCACGAGUACAUCCACACGGGCGAAAAGCCGUAUGUGUGCGGCACCUGCGGCCAGGCCUUCCGGCAGCAAACGUGCCUCAAAAACCACCGCAAGGUGCACGACAAGUAG